CAGUUGCUAUAUAAUCCCCAAACAAACUGCAUAAUCUUCCAUCAAAUUAACAUUAACAAUCAAGGAUCAAUUUACUAAUCUCUUCACCAUGAACAUCUCCCCUGACAUUUCCCAACCUCCAGUCGUCGCAAACUCCAACGUCCUGCUCCCUCCUCUCCUCAUCGCCGGCGGCAUCGUGGUCGGCGCUGCUGUGUUGCUUACGGGCCUCCACUUCUUUCUUAAAAAGUUCCGCCGUGAAGAACCUGAGACUUCUCCGGCGCCGGAGAAGUUUGCCGGAGACGAUGUGAAAAAGGUUCUAAAUUCAAUCCCCGUCAUGUGUUAUACAAAGGAUGAGCCGUCUCUCUCGCAAAUUAGUUACUCCGAGUGCUCGGUUUGCCUUUCGGCAAUUGAAGAAGGAGAAAAAGUUCGUGUCUUGCCGAGCUGCGGCCAUGGAUUUCACGCUCGGUGCAUCGAUGCUUGGCUUCAGACUCGACUGAGCUGCCCUGUUUGUCGGUCUGAUGUGACGGCGCCGCAGGUUUGUGUGACGAUGCCUGAUGUGGCGGUGGAAGGGUGCGGUGGCGCCGCUUCCGGAGCUGGAAAGCCCGAGGAUAGCUGUAGCCUUCCGGUGUGAUAUUAUUGUAUGUAAAGCGCUGAUGUUUAAUCAAUUUGUAAAUUAAUACAUUUUUCUCGAAAUAUUAAGAUGAUAUUGAAGAGAAUUACAGUA
This is a messenger RNA of Dendrobium catenatum, 703 nucleotides long. RefSeq names its product RING-H2 finger protein ATL8. Lineage: Eukaryota; Viridiplantae; Streptophyta; Magnoliopsida; Asparagales; Orchidaceae. Bases 89 to 610 code for a protein of 173 amino acids. The transcript has a single exon. The record is from RefSeq and is a predicted model, not a curated record.